Maylandia zebra (zebra mbuna) is the source of this 2471-nucleotide messenger RNA. Its product is annotated as E3 ubiquitin-protein ligase RNF14. The record is from RefSeq and is a predicted model, not a curated record. Gene Ontology annotation, biological process: protein ubiquitination. Lineage: Eukaryota; Metazoa; Chordata; Actinopteri; Cichliformes; Cichlidae. Gene Ontology annotation, molecular function: ubiquitin-protein transferase activity; protein binding; zinc ion binding.
GAGAUGACCGAGGACUUGGAGGAGCAGGAAGACGAGCUGCUCGCUCUCCAGAGUAUCUUUGAUGCGGACGAGUUUGUUCGGGACGAGUCGAAGUCUGCCGGAGAAAUCCGAGUAUGUGUCGAGCUUCCUGUCGGCUUCAGCGUGGCUCUCAGAGAGGGUGAAAGUCUGCGUCAGUAUGAUAUUUCCUUCCUUCCACCGCUGCUUUUGAACUUUGGGCUUCCUGAAGACUACCCUUCCUCCUCCCCUCCCUCCUUCAGCCUCACCUGCAGCUGGCUGACUCACACACAGUUGGCUGCACUGCGUGCUCAUCUCGCUGAUCUCUAUGAGGCCACUGGGGGAGCUGUGGUGCUCUUCUCCUGGGUGCAGUUUCUCAGAGAAGAUGCUCUGAGGUUCCUGAACAUCCACAGUAAGCUGGAUCUUCCUCCUGAUGAACGCAGCACCCUGCAUUAUAACCAGGACCAACACGAUGCUGAACUCUCAGAACCAAAGAACAAUUCAGAGCCAGAGUUCUCUGUACCAUCCUCGGAAGUUCAGGAGAAUCCUUCAGACGGGAGCAGCGCAGACUCUCAGGGAGCUUCGGCUUUAGACUCCUGCAAGCAUGACCAGAAUGAUCUGAACUCUCACCAGAGCCAGAGUGAUCUAACCUCAGAUUAUCAAAGAGCUCUUUCUCCAGAGCCUGCACUCCAAAACCAAACCACACACACUCCAGAUGUGACAAUCCUCCAAGCCUCAGAGUUUAAUGUUGAUCUCCAGGAUGAUCUUUCUUCAUCUGCAGAGAAAUCCAAGCAUCAUCAAAGUGUCCGGGAAGAUUUCUUAAAUGAAGGAGAUGCUUCUCUCUCAUCGCUGCUUCCUUCUACCUCCUCAGGCACGUUAGAUCCAAGUGAACUUGGAGCUGCUUCUCUGCCGGUCCAGCCCACAGAUUCUCCUCAGAGUGAAGAGCAAACCCUCUCUGGUCUCUUUUUAUCUCCAUCACAGACUCUGCUGUCCCACAUUUUGAUCUAUGAUGCGGCCCAGAAACACAAAGUGUUUGCCACCACUUUCUUUGACUGCGGGGUUUGUUUUAUGGGCCGGCUCGGGUCCGAGUGCGUGAAGCUGUCACCGUGUGGCCACGUCUUCUGCCGGGCCUGUCUCUGCGAGUUCUGUACGGUUCAGAUCACAGAGGGGAACGUCCGGGAUGUCACCUGUCCUCAGGCAGACUGCGCUGGUGCCCCUACACCUGCACAGGUGCAGAGUCUGGUAGGGGAGAAGCUGUUCAGCCGCUAUGACCGUCUCCUGCUGCAGAACACUUUGGACAGCAUGUCUGAUGUGACGUACUGUCCUCGAACAUCCUGUGGCUCUGCUGUUAUUUUGGAGAAGUCCAGCAAUGCAGUGCUUUGCUCUGAGUGCAGCUUUGCCUUCUGCGUCACGUGCAGAAUGACCUACCAUGGAUUAGAAGAGUGUGAAACCAAGAAAAAACAUGCAAGAGAUGCAUUGCAAACCGCUUUAAAAAGCCUAGACUUGCCACAGUCACAAGAGGGGUUGAGUGCUCUCUUGAAUGACUAUAAACAUGGCAGUAAGGAGAGGAAACGCCUGCUGGUGAGCAGAUAUGGUAACAUGCUGGUAAUGCUGGAAAGUAAUCUGAAUGACACCUGGUUGGCCAACAACAGCAGAUGCUGUCCUCACUGCUUCAGCAGAAUCGAGAAGAAUGGAGGAUGUGACCACAUGUUAUGCACUCAGUGUGGACAGGACUUCAGUUGGUGCUGCGCUCUCAGACUGACAACAAAAAAUGGAAAAACGCACUUACAAGAAUAUGUCUGUGAGAACCACCGAAAAUAGCCUCCCAGUGCUUCCGCUACUUUCACCAGCAGCCCAUCAUUUUGUCACAUUAAAAUCAGUUUUAUUUAAAAAGAUUAAAAGAGAAAUGAGAUCUGAUUGAAACAAAAAACAGAAAUUUACAUCCUGUGAAGUGUUUUGACCCAGACAUGUCAUACUGUAUCAUGGUCAGCAGAGGGCGCUAAACAACAAGAAUGACAAAGCAGUAACAUGACAAGUUCCUUUUGGUAACUUUAGAAAAGCUAAUAUGUAAAACAGUCUGUUUGUUUGUUAUUUUCAAUAAAUUGAUACAUGAAUUUAACAAAUGAUGAACUGAUUUAUUUAACCUGGAUGCUAUAAAAACACUUCAGGAAAAUAUCCUCUGUAAAACUAUACAAUAGCAAACCUGUAAUGUAGAAUAUCUUAUACACAUAUUUCUAUAUGAGACGUUCUUGCAGCUGUUUCUUAGAUUCUCUGAGAUCUACAGUGUACGUAUUAAUUAUUAAUCUUCGUCUACUCUUUUUUGACUUAACCUCAUGUUUUAUCACUGUUGCAUAUGUAAAAUCACAGCAUAAGGUCCUCACUAUGUGCCUGUAAAACAUGUUCUCCCUAGUUAUAAUUGUAGCUCAUUGUUGUCUUCACUGUCAGUAAACCCACUGUUUUUGUUUUUCAAGUAAUGU